Messenger RNA from Prunus armeniaca (apricot), 3639 nucleotides. The record is from the annotation of a GenBank genome assembly. NCBI's taxonomy places the organism in Eukaryota, Viridiplantae, Streptophyta, Magnoliopsida, Rosales, Rosaceae.
AUGGCUGCUGCAUUAAACACCAUGCUGCAUGAUGCUUCUUCUUCGUCCUCUUACCGGUGUAGCUAUCAUGCAUUCUUGAGUUUCAGAGGCGAAGAUACUCGCAAGGGCUUCACUGAUCACCUUUAUAGGGCUUUGGAGCUGGCAGGAAUCCACACGUUUAGAGACGAUGAUGAAAUCGAGAGAGGAGCAGAUAUUGCAGCAGAGUUGAACAAAGCAAUAAAUGAGUCGAAAGUAUCGAUAAUCGUCUUCUCCCAAAACUAUGCUUCCUCAAGGUGGUGCUUGGACGAACUGGUGAAGAUAAUGGAACGUAGAAAACAUGAUGAUGGCCAUAUUGUUAUGCCGGUUUUCUAUCAUGUGGAUCCAUCCCAUGUCAGGAACCAGAGAGGGAGCUUUGCAGAAGCAUUUUCUAGACAUGAAGAGCGCUUCAAGGAGGAGAUGAACAAGGUGGAGGAAUGGAGAAGAGCGCUUAAAGAUGCUGCAGAUCUGGCAGGGAUGGCUUUAAAAGAUAGGUAUGAGUCGCAGUUUAUCCAAGACAUUGUUAAAGAGAUUGGAAAUAAGCUGGAUCCGAAGGUAUUGAAUGUUGCUCCCUAUGCUGUUGGAAUAGAUGAUCGUGUGCAAGGCAUAAACAUGUGGUUAGAAGAUGGAUCAAAUGCUGUUGGUGUAGCUGUGAUCUAUGGGAUGGGAGGAAUUGGAAAGACCACCAUUGCCAAAGCAGCUUAUAACCGCAACUUUGGAAGAUUUCAAGGCAGCAGCUUUCUUGCAGAUAUUAGAGAAGCUGCAGAACAGCCCAAUGGUUUUGUUCGCUUGCAAAGGAAACUUCUUUCGGAUAUCCAAAAGGGGAAAGCAAAGAAAAUAGACAACAUAGAUGAAGGAAUAAUCAAGAUCAAACACGCUGUAUCUAACAAAAGACUUCUUAUUGUUCUCGAUGAUGUGAACGACUUGGAUCAAUUUAAUGCAAUUCUUGGAAUGAGAGAAUGGUUUUAUUCAGGAAGUAAAAUUAUCAUAACAACCAGACAUGAACAUUUGUUAAAAGCUCAUGAAGGUUGCACAAAGUUUGAGGUUGAAGAAUUGAAUGAGUAUGAAUCACUUGAGCUUUUCAGUUGGCAUGCCUUCGGACAACCCCAGCCUAUCGAAGGCUACACAGAACUUUCGAGACCUGCAGUAGAACAUUGUGGAGGGAUUCCAUUAGCUCUUCAAGUUCUGGGAUCUUCUUUAUCCGGGAAAGAAGUAGCCGUAUGGCGUAGCGCAUUACAGAAGUUAUGUGAAAUUCCUAAUGUCAAGAUUCAAAAAAUUCUUAGAAUAAGCUAUGAUUCUCUGCAAGAUGAUCAUGACCAAAAUAUAUUCCUCCAUAUAGCCUAUUUCUUCAUUGGAAAGGAGAAGGAUUUUACAAUUACAAUACUGGACAACCUUAAUUUUUACACAAGGAUUGGAAUUCAAAAUCUAGUUGACAGAUGUCUAGUAAAAAUUAACAAUGAAGACAACAGGUUGAACAUGCAUCACUUACUUAGAGACAUGGGGAGGGGAAUUGUUCGCGAAGAAUCACCUCACCAGGGAAGACGUAGUAGAGUGUGGCAUAAAGAUGCCUUUAAUAUUCUGAGAAACAUGACCGGUACAGAAAUUAUUAAGGGCCUAAUGCUCAACCUUCCUAAGUUGAUGGAAGAUGAGUCUUGCAAGACAUUGUUUAGUAGAAGUAACAAAAAACGAUCUCAUGUUGAAGAUUAUGAUGGAAGUUUUUCAAGACGUCGUCGACUUGAUUUCUUCUCUUGGAAAUCCAUUGCAAGUAACUUUUCCUCAACAAAAUCAGCUCCUGCAUCAAAUGAGGUGGACUUCAAAACAGAGGCAUUUACAAGGAUGAACAAUCUUGAGCUUCUCCAGCUAUAUAAUGUAAAAACCAGCGGAGGUUUUGAAGAUUUUCCCAAAAACUUGGCAUGGUUGUCUUGGCGAGGAUUUCCUUUGAAAUCACUACCAUCCAAUUUUUGUUUGGAAAAUCUAGUUGUUCUUGACUUGCGGAAUAGCAAUCUGCAACAUGUUUGGAAGGGACACAGGUUUCUUCCAAGGCUGAAAACACUCAACCUCAGCCAUUCACAUAGCCUAACGACAACCCCUGACAUGUCAGGCCUCCCUAAGCUUGAGAGAUUAAUUCUUAAAGAUUGCAUAAACUUGGUUGAGGUUAAUGAGUCCAUUGGAGACUUAGAGAACCUUGUUCACUUGAACCUAAGAGACUGCAAAAAUCUGAUGAAGCUUCCGGCAAGUAUUAGAAGUUUGGGAUCUCUUCAGGACCUCAUUCUUUCGGGUUGCUCAAAACUUGAGCUUCAUUCCAACACAAAUGCAACAAAUCAGGUAGACUCCACGGUUGGUGCUAUGAAGAAAUUCAAUCUGUUAUCAACUAAGUUAUGGCAAUCGAUCGAGUCGUGGAUAUUGCCAAGAAAAAAUCUUGUAUCUUUCUCAUUGGCAAGUUUACCACAUUCAUUAGAAAGGCUAAGUCUUGCUCACUGCAAUGUAGCAGAGAUUCCAAGUGAACUUGGUGCCCUAUCGUCAUUGAAGCAUUUGGAUCUAUCUGCAACCCCAAUUCUGAACCUACCAGGAAACAUGAAGGGUCUUAUUAUGCUCCAGACUCUGUUGGUAGAAGGUUGCGCAAAGCUCCAAGCGCUUCCAGAGCUCCCAGCCAGUUUAAACUCACUGGAAGCAGGUCAUUGCACAUCAUUGAAAAAAGUAACAAAUUUACCAAACAUUUUCACGUCAAUGAGUAAAAAUCUUUGGGAUUGCAAUGAAUUAGUUGAAGUAGAAAGCUUGUUCGAAAUGAAACCAUUGAGAAAUGCUGACAUAGAAAUGAUUAAAAAUUUGGGAUUGUUCAAUUUGGAAUCCAACGAAGCCUCCGAUGUCAAAAUGAUCAACUACUUGACAAAUACAACCAAGAAGUGUCGCCUUCAGGGAUUGAACGAAUGCGGCAUAUUUAGCACCUUCCUUCCUGGGAACAAGAUUCCAGAUUGGUUCAGCUACAAGAGCUUGUGUAACUCCGUGUUGUCGAUUGUUGUACCUUCACAUCUUAAUCUCAAGAUCCGAGGCUUAAACGCAUGCGUUUUAUACGCACGACGCCCCGAUCACAAGGAUGGUCCACAUGUUUUCAGUGAACACUUUGUUAAAGUGAGCAAUGAGACCAAGGGUCUUAUGUGGACGUACUCCCCUGUGGCAAUGGGCCUUCCCAGAGAAAACCAAGACAUGUUAUGGCUAAGCCACUGGGUUUUCGGGGACAAUGAACUGGAAAGCGGGGAUGAAAUACGCAUUUCAGUCAAGUCCGGUUUGUGGGCAAAGGAGUUCGGGAUCCAACUUGUGCAUGAAGAAGAAAAUAAGGGCGAGGAUGCUGGAUCAAAAAGUGAAGGUAUAAUAACACUUCCUUGGAACCAGAAUGUUGAUGUGCCAGUCUCAGUUUCAGCAUCAAUGUAUGAGAUGUGGAGGGGCAAAUACUUUCUAUGCAACCACAGGUAUCGAACUCAUCAAGCUCAAUUCAGAAGGUGCCAGGAGAAUCCAGCUUAUGGUGAUUUUUCAUACAAGCCAGGGGCCUCCUUUCAUUUGAACCGUUACUUGUUUAACCACGAGGUUGAUAUACAAGAGACCCAAAUGCAGUUUGUUAGAAAAUAA